Myotis daubentonii (Daubenton's bat) is the source of this 728-nucleotide messenger RNA. Its product is annotated as bone marrow stromal antigen 2-like. Gene Ontology annotation, cellular component: Golgi apparatus; cell surface. Lineage: Eukaryota; Metazoa; Chordata; Mammalia; Chiroptera; Vespertilionidae. Gene Ontology annotation, biological process: defense response to virus; innate immune response. Bases 83 to 568 code for a protein of 161 amino acids. The transcript has 4 exons. Gene Ontology annotation, molecular function: metalloendopeptidase inhibitor activity. The record is from RefSeq and is a predicted model, not a curated record.
GCUAAUAAGGGGCAGCUCCAGCAAGUAUAAAGUUCCAGCUUCCUUUCCUGACUCCCUCCCAAGCUUCUCUGCAUCCCUCUGAAUGGCACCCACUUCUUACCGCUACUCCCAACUGCCCACGGAUGAGUUCGCAAAGAACCUGGGGGACCUCAAGCUGCCAGUGCGGGUAUGGGUCCUGCUGGGCCUACUGGUGGUAGUGGUGGUCGGUCUGUCUGUGGCAGUAGGCGUUUUUGCUGUCCAGGCCAAUAGCCCAGCUUGCAAGGAUGGCCUCCAGGCUGAGCAGGAGUGUCGAAACAUCACCCACCUCCUGGAGCAGGAGCUGACCCGGGCCCAGGAAGUCUUACGGGGGACCGAGGCCCAAGCUGCCACUUGCAACCAGACUGUGGAGACCCUGAAGAUUUCCCUGGAAGAGGAGAAGGCUGCGGGCCACAAGCAACAGGAGCUGGUGCAGAAGCUUCAAGACGUGAUCAAGACAUUGAAUCAGUCGCUGCAAAAUAAAUCCUCCCAGCUGGAGAAGAAAUCCGCGGAGCUGGAGAAACUAAGAUUAGGCACAUUCCAAUCUGGUUGAGGGCUGUUUGCCCAGGGACAUGGGGAUUAACCUCAGAAUGCAGUCCAGGCUGCUUUUCAGAGAGUUUCCUGUCAUUUUGGAAAGAACAACCUGGUCCCAGAGGCGCUUUCUCCCAUUUGGCCUGCAAUCCAUCCUAAUAAACUUUCAUAGGAUUCAUCCC